This is a messenger RNA of Macrobrachium nipponense, 2047 nucleotides long. RefSeq names its product small ribosomal subunit protein uS2m-like. Gene Ontology annotation, molecular function: structural constituent of ribosome; metalloendopeptidase activity. Gene Ontology annotation, cellular component: membrane; mitochondrial small ribosomal subunit; ribosome. The coding region runs from base 223 to 1866 and encodes 547 amino acids. Gene Ontology annotation, biological process: proteolysis; translation; cell adhesion. The transcript has 3 exons. The record is from RefSeq and is a predicted model, not a curated record. Lineage: Eukaryota; Metazoa; Arthropoda; Malacostraca; Decapoda; Palaemonidae.
UGUUCAAGCUGUACACAUAUUUUUGCGGGAAUUUUUAGUUACAUGCUACCCAUUAGGCAGCGUUCGUGUUGUGGUAGCAACGUUUUCUGGCUUGGUUCAGUAGGAUGUUAGUAAUACAAAGACGUCUUUUAUAAGGACCCUUUAUUCAAGGGUGACGCGAAUACUAGUCGAGAGAUGAAGGGCGUGGUGUUUGUAAAUUCAGUUUCCGUGUAAAGUUACAAAAUGCCGUCGAAAUUAACGAUGUUCUUGCUGAUAUUUUUUGGCCUAGUCUUUGUGCUACCUGUAUUUAGUGCCAGAAAUUCUCCGUUGACGAAUGAAUUAAGAAUUCAUGUACAUUUCAUUGACGAAUUCAAACCAAAUAUCAAGAUGAUUAUUAAGGAAACAAUAUCGGUAUUUUCGAAGAUUAUCACAUUAAAGAGCAAGCAAAGGCAUGGAUUCGAUUUUGGAACUACUGGUGGAGAGAGGCUAAGGCCUAGUGGAACAUUUAGGCUAACAAGGGAACGCAAUGCGUGUGGGUUAAUCUAUUCCGGUGGUCGUAAUGUGGGUCGAUGUGCAAGGAUUAACAGAAACUAUAAAGGGGAUUUUUGUGGAUUGGUUCAAAUUCCUGCAGAACAUCUUCUAGGGCUGCCUGUUUAUAAUUACGACGGUACUCUACAUUUAAACAGUUCUCUGUCAGAAGGGAAGGGAUUUAAUGAUGGUACAAAUUUUAUAGUGUACUUGAUUUCUAGGGAAAGUAGCACAUGUUCCAAGUUAUUUGCACAUACUGUUGUGUGCCGAGUGGAAUCCACAUAUCUUGGAGGUGUUAGAAGUGGUCGACCAAUUGCUGGAAGUAUCAACCUGUGUCCUACAGAGUUGGAUAAAGUAUCUGGAAUAUUACUGAAGAGAAUAAUAGCACAUGAAAUGAUACAUCUUUUGGGAUUUAAUUACCAAAGCAUUAUGGAGUAUAUUGAUUGCGAUGAAGAUAGUCUGAUAGAAUCAUUGUCACCUGGUGAUGAUGAUGUUGGGCAGAGGUUAGAUGGAGAUUUGUUUUGUUGGAAAAGAAGAGAUGUGAUACAAGUUGUUGCAAAGAGUCGCUUGGUUAUUAAACUUGGUAGUCUGCAUGAAGCAGCAUUGCACAUUAGAAAUAUAACUUAUGAAUGUUUGCCUUCAAUAGACGGUAAGGAUUGGAUUGGAAGUGCUACAAUGCAGACUGUGCAACAGGGAGAUGAUGAGAUGUCAUUGUAUGAUAGACAUGUGGAUUCAGAGAAAUUUUUCAACUCGUCUGAUAGUGUUAGCGUUGCAGAAACUCGCACAGGGCUUCAUUGGCCUGACAAAAUGUUUUCUUCCAAGGCAUCUUUAAUGUCAGCUGGUGACCUAAGAUCAAAGGAGAUAACUUUUAACCCUCUCACAUUAGUGCUUUUGCAGUCCUCUGGAUGGUAUUCCAUUCACGAAAAUGCUGUUUACUGUGGCAUAUGCUAUUUAAAUGACAAAGCCCCUAAAGUAUGUUUUUCUCAACUGGAAAGUGGGGAAAUGUUGAAUAACAUUAAAGAACCAGAAGAAAGCUUAGCUGUCACUGAAAUGAGGACAGAAAAAGCAAUAGCCGCUCUUAACAUUACUGAUCCAGUGAUAUUUUAUGAGGAAGAGAGUAUUGAAAAUAGAAAACAGAAUACUACUUUGAGCAUUCAAGAAAAAGACACAUUGUGGAAUGGGCAUGGAGUUGAGGCUACUGAUAACCUCAUCACCAGUAUGCAGACGCUUUCUCCAACAUCAGGGUCUUCUAGAUGUGCACAGGAGUUUGCUAUUUUAUAUUUUGCUCCCAUUAUGAGUCUAAUGUUGGAGUGUUUAGGUCACAAUGGCAUUCAGUUUCAUCAUCGUCUGCUCCUGUGAUGGGUUCAGCUAAACCAGCUUAUCUGCCAGAAUCUAGUGAAGAUUUAACUUCACAUGAAAAAACAUUGAAAGAAGUUUUGAAACAUCCUGAUUUUUUCAAAGUUGCUGAACUCUUCACUGUAGAAGAUUUGUUCAAGGCUCGUGUUCAUUUGGGCCAUAAGGAAGGCUCUGUGCACGUCAA